GUGGGAAUUCGGCUGCAGGAGGUGACGUCAGAGGCCAGGUUCUGUUUUGUUGAUUUGAAAAACAUGGGUGCUCUGCUCCCCAACUUCCACUCAACGUUCUUCUAGGAGCAUUUAUUCAGUGUAACAUUCCAGUUAAUUUGCUCAUUAAUAAUCGAUAACCGUGAAUGCCGGUGUAAACGGAACCGAUUUAAUGUUUUUUUUUAUUUGUUUUUAGGGAUCAUAUUUCUUUAAAAUCCAAGGGAGAGAGACUCAUCCUUCUUUGUUUGGUGUGGAGUGUUUUUUUUUGUUUGUUUUUUUUUUUUUUUGCAACACAAAGUGGAUAUGUAUGGAUUCAAUUGAAUGUUUCUGAUAAAAAGAAUGUACAACAGCCACAUAAUGAUGGCUACUAACAUGUCUGAGGCAUCCAAUCCUCAUGGAUGCGACAACGGAGCACUGAUGGACAGAUUCGGUGUGUUGAUCCAGGGUCUACUCGCUGUGGUUGCUUUCAGCACUUUGAUGUUGAAAAGGUUCCGUGAGCCUGCAGCCAUUAGAAGACCGUGGAGGAUCUGGUUUUAUGACACGUCGAAGCAGGCGAUUGGUGCCCUCUUCAUUCACUUUGCCAAUGUCUUUCUCUCCACCCUCACCAAGGAGGACCCCUGUUCUCUUUACCUCAUGAAUUUUCUGCUGGAUGCCACAAUGGGGAUGCUCAUCAUUUGGGUAGGCGUCAAGGUGGUGUCCUGCGUGGUGGAGUACAAACAGUUAACUCUACUGACCUUUGGCGAAUAUGGGGAUCCUCCUCAGGCCGCGGCGUGGCUCAGCCAGUGUGCGGUUUACCUGCUCAUCAUGGUGCUGGAGAAGUGUGUGAUCAGUGUGGUGCUGCUUAUCCCUGGCUGGACCAACUUACAGGAGGUUCUGCUGGACCACAUCCCAAACCCUCAGCUGGAGCUGGUCCUGGUCAUGCUUAUUGUACCCUUCUUUGUCAAUGCUAUCAUGUUCUGGGUGGUGGACAGCCUGACGAUGAGGAAGUACAAGAGCCUAAAGACCACUGAGACACCGCGGGACCAAGGAAAACAGACUGAGUCAUCGCCCUGGGUGACCAAUGAGGAAUCGCAGGUGCUGCUGAUGGACGAUCCGGAGGCGGGCACGGAGCCCGACCCUUCAGAAGGGGAGCAGGAUGCUGCAGACCAGAGCUUGAACCCAGGCCUAUCCGGGGGUAUGCAGGCACCUGCCUGGGUGGUUGUGUAGGCCACACCUCCUAACUCCAAACUCCAGAGUCCCGCCUUGACUCACAGAGAAGUCCCUCUUCUUCAUGGGUAAACAUAAACACUCCACCACAAACAACCAGAGUGAAACACCUGUGGGCAGAGUGUGGCUCAGAGGCAACCUGGACUCUGCACUGCAGGGCUUUUGGAGGUCAAAGGUCAUUCGGUGUAUCACAAUUAUGCCUUUACAAGGCUUAUGUAACUCCACUAAGCUCAUAGUGAAAGGUGCUCCUUUGAAACCAUGAAUUUAGGAAACGUGUUUGAUCGGACUGAACAAGUAUUUAAAUGACUUUUAAAGACACUGUUUUCUUGGUGUAUACUCUCUGUGCUUCCAACCAAAUAUUUUCUCUGUUGAAUGAAUACUUAUUAAAUUGGUACCUUUAUUUUGUCAUGCUUUUAACGGUAUAUAUAUAUUUGAGAUGAUAAGUUAAGGACUGUGGAGAAACGCUAUUGAUGACAUUUUGUUAAACUCUUGGUGCUCUGUGUUUGUGCUUGUGUGUGUGUGUGUUUGUGUGUAUUUGAGGGGGGUGACAAUGGGCUGUUAGAUUUUUUAAAAUGACACGAGCUGGGGGAUUUGGUGUUUAGUAUCAUCGGCUGAUGUGUUUGUGACAGGGCCAAAUUCAUUCUAAAAUGAAAAGGUAGCUGAAAUACAGCGUUUCCUCUUUGUUCGAAAAAUGAGCUCCAGAGAGAUACUUGCUCAGAUCACACUUACACAAAUGUAUAAAACCUGGUUUUAGGAAGAGCCAGAAUUGUUUCAGAUGCAUUUGAAGUCAGGAAUGCCAUAUUAAUUAAAGCGGGCAGAUGUGUCAAUGCGUCCUUUCAUUUCACAGCAAACUCAAGAUGAAAAAGAGCCUUGCGUUUCAACUUAAAGCCUCCAGUGAGCAAUUCGUUUUAGACUUCAGACGUAGAGACAAAUUAAGUUUAAGUGAAGCAUAGUAAAGAUUCUUUAUGAUCACACAAGCAGGUGUUUCCCCCACCUCUUCAAAAUUGGCCUCCCAAAUGUGUCCCAAUAUUGCAUUCACAGUAAGUCUCUGUGCUCUCAUCUGCUGUAGCUCCUCCAAAUGGACUACCAGCUGAGACGCCCACUCCUGAUCUUGUUCUUUGUGAAGGAGACACAGAACAUACUUACUGCAUACAAUGGUCAUACAUACCAGUGGGUAGAAACUACGAGUGGGUAUUAUCUGAAUAGUUGACAAAUAUUUUGCUCCUCCAAGUUGGUUUAAUAAUAGACAAUAUGGGGUUGCUAAAUCGAAGAUAUACACAUCAAAACAUUACAAAACAUCAAAACAGCUAUUUUUAUUCGUUUUUUUUUUUUUUUGUCUUGUGCCUUUUUUGAUAAAUAUCCCGUUGAUAUCUCCACAGUGGUGCUUAUAAGAAAUGUGGUGUGAUCUGUGCUGUUGGCCCAUACCGGGGUCAGUUAAAGCUUAAAAUUGUGAAAACAAAGAGCUUGCAAAAGUCGGGGGAUAGCAAUGUCAAAAUACAGGGCAAGUGUUGAACAAAACAUGGCCCUAAUUUUAGUCCAUCUCAUCAAGUUUAGUUCAUCAUUUUAGCGUCUCUCGAAGCCGCGAAAGUAUUGUGGGACUGGUCUCCUCUCCUGUGCAGUUGGCAAUGUUCUGUAGGGUGUUCAGGUUCAUUUUAAUUGAAGAGGCCUGAGAGACCUGAAAUUAUUUCCUUGGUGUUUCAACGUGUUUAAUUCAAAACAUCCCUACACAUUUUUUUUAUUUUGAAAGUAUUAAACGUUUCAGCUAAAUGUAUUUUGUUGUAUGCCUCAUACGCAGUCAUUAAAAUUUACAAAUUGUGCACAAAUUGUGAAUUACAAAUACAAAUGUUUUUUUUACAUUUACUGUUAAGUCUAAAUGCCAUGUUUUUUUAUUUCUGAGAUGGAACAAGUGUUAUCACUUCUAUCCUAAAUAAAGCAGAUUGUGAUUUAACCAGAAA
Molecule: messenger RNA, 3179 nt
Organism: Anguilla rostrata (American eel)
Lineage: Eukaryota; Metazoa; Chordata; Actinopteri; Anguilliformes; Anguillidae
Gene: tmem110l
Product: transmembrane protein 110, like
Exons: 8
Coding region: 340-1224 (294 amino acids)
Cellular component (GO): membrane
Source: RefSeq, a predicted model, not a curated record